Molecule: messenger RNA, 5276 nt
Organism: Mycetomoellerius zeteki
Lineage: Eukaryota; Metazoa; Arthropoda; Insecta; Hymenoptera; Formicidae
Exons: 4
Coding region: 484-5049 (1521 amino acids)
Source: RefSeq, a predicted model, not a curated record
AUCCCAUUCAUUGUUAAACGGAAAGUUUGCGCGAAAUCGCGUGGUAAUCUCGAUGAGGAAUCUCUGUGACGAACGAAACGCGAGCACUUCCUCGCGGUAGCAUUCGGAGACGUCUACCUACACGCUGCAACUCACCUAUUUAUAAAGUGCGACCUCGUGGCAUACACCGCGUUCGCCACUACCGCCUACCUAUCAUGGUCGUCCCGCGUGCAAAUCAGCGCGCUGUCUAGCCCGCUUCUUCCUAAUUUCCGAACGUACGAAAAAGAGGUCAGAGCUAUUUUAGCGCGAAACGGCCCUCAAAGUGCCGACGACGAUGUCUCGUUAGAAAGAACAGUAUACCAUGUGUGUGCACUACCGUCUCUACUUCACUCUUCCGCUUCUGUUAUUCUUGAUAACAAGCAAGUCUUUCAAUCUGGGAACAAUCUAGAAUAAAUCUGGGAACGUCGCGAAGAAGAAGGCGUCCAGUCGGUGCAGUGUGCUGAAAUGUCGGAUAUAGAAGAUUCGCAGGACGCUUCAGAGCAGGAUGAUACACAAGAUGAAACCACGGAAACAACGGAAGUCAACCAUGAGGUAGCAAGCAAGAUAGAGGAAUCGGAUAACUCAGAGUUAUCAGAAAAAUCAUUUACGAAGGAAACAGAGGCGGAACGAGAGGAAGUUAACGACAAGGAACAAGAGGAAGUUAAGGAGAAGGAACGAGAAGAAAUAAAGGAACAAGAAGGAGAAAAAAUUAAAGAAACAGGAGCAAGAGAGACGCCAAGUUGCGAAGAGACGCAAAAAGAAGAAACGUCGGCCUCAGCAGAGCUGGCGACCGUCACGAGAAGCGCGUCGUCGGACGACGGCGUGCCGGUGUCGGGGGUAGUCGCGAGACAGGCGGAACCGGGUAUAGGGGUACCAUUGGCAACCACCGUCGACGGCGGAGUCGGACAGCAGCAUCGCACCAGCGGUGGUACUAGCUCGGCAGUCGGUGAGUGGAAUUCAUUGCCGGUACUGGUAGAACGUCUACGCGAGGCACUCGAGUUGUCCCUGGCAGCGGAUUGCCGGCGAGGCAUCGACGGGGUCGACGACCGAUCCUGCGCGCGCCGUUCUAUGGAACAGGUGCUUUUUGGCAGCGACGACGACGUAUCCGUCUCAAAGAAGGACGAGCUCAAGUUUCUGGAAGAUUUGCUGCUGUCGGAUAUCCAGACCGCGCUCUCCCGUUUGCGCGAGACGCUCGAACGCACGGACGUCGCGACGCUCACGAAGCACGGCGGGGUAUCGGAUCCCACUAGUAAGCUACAUCUCUUGCGACUGGUAUCGAGUUUACUGUCGCGGCUACAGGUGCCGGUGGAAGAGAAGGAAUCGAGUAGCAGCGUGGGCGACAGGACGAUCGACAUCGUGGCACAGAACGGCGGUGCGUUGCCCGGACGAAGACGGCGGCCUGUUAGACACACCAUCGGCGUUUCCACCGAAGAGAUCGCACGCGCGAGGAGACAGCUGGAGGAGAGCAGCGCGGACCUAGCGAGAUUGAAUGACCAGGUAUUCCAAAUCGAACGACCUAAACCAUUGCUGUCUACGUCGCGUAACGUGACGAGCGGCGAAAGACCACACGUGGAGGAGAUCCACGACAAAUACACGAAGGACGUGAUUAAUCAACGUCAGUCGUUGCGUGACAGAAAUAAAGAUACGAGUGAAUAUCGGCCAUUGAUUCCGCCACCGGUUGGUUACGUGGAUCGGCCAGCAGUCGCACUUAGAACGACAGAUGAGUCGAAUACGCGGCAGAUUCAACAUCGGGACAGCGUCAACGGUUACCAGGAGAAAGUGAGCGACGACGAGGAAACCGCGAUUAAGAGAGCGAGCGAGGAGCGGAGUCAGGUGACGAAACUUGCAGCGGCACUUCGGCAACGCGCAGAACUGAUCAGCGCCAGUAAAUGCAAUAACGGCAGCAACAAGUUUGCAGCGAAAAAGUCGAAAAUCAAGCGCGCCAAUACCAUCGACAUACCGAGCUACCUGAAGUUACAGGCCGACAGUCUUGGUUACGACAAUUCUGGUUGCGUAGUGCUGCGACGUCCCAUCAACGUGGGCGAUAAGAUUACUACGAACGCGUCAAAUCUUGGCGUGCCAUCGUUCCACCCGAGAACGGAGAAUGAUAAGAAGUUUCUGGCGUUGAUCAACCGGAACAACGAGACGCAGACAACGUACAACGCUGCACCUGCCUUUGUUAAAUCCUUCGGCUAUACCAAGGCGACAGACAUGUCGGCGAAAGAGAACUGGAACAGCCGAUUUUCGAAUAUCAAGACUGCUUUCGAUAAGCCUUCGUCUACGAACGAUAUCGACAAGUUGUCACCAAGACUGCAAAAUACCAUAAAACGCUUCCCAAAUACUCCUCAAACGUCUCCUCAGAUUCCGGUGAACAAGAAGAUGCCGACUAGUGGCAGCACGACAAACAACAGCUUACCGUUUGCAAACGUGAACGUGCCGCAACUGGACGCGGGCUUCAGACACGCGCCUUCAUCGCUGUUUCGGAAAAUCGAGAAGCCGUGUACACCAAAGUCUCCGCUUGGUCAUCACUGGCAAAGGGACAACGCACUACCGCCCGGAAACUCCUUGCGCGAGAAAGCCAAGAUAUUCGAUCGAAACGGUAAUCAAUCUCAUCCGCCGUCGUUAAACGUGAACGAGAAUACCCAGAAAUCCGCUUUUCCUCGACCACCAUGGAUCGAGCACGACAAAAAUGAGAACAAAUCGAAUAAGAUGGUCACCGAGAACGGACGGCUCGAUUAUCGAUUAUUCUGCAAGCAGUUUGCACCUUUUAUCGGCAAGAACACCGCCCCGGAAGCUAAAGGCAUCGAGGAUUCUCGCAGACGCAACGAACACUCGAACGCACAUCGCAAGAAUUUGGCGCCAUUGAACGAGAAGCUCGGCGUGGUGGAUGGGAAAAUUUCCUUCAGAAUGUUCCCCGAGAAAGGACCGCAGGUCCAAUGUCGCCCAAACGAAUCACAUCGCACGAUUGAGGAAUCGGUUCGAGACAAAUUUGAUUUUCAUAACGAAAAAAAUGUCUUUGAACCACUAGCCACAGUGCGCAAUGAUAAGGACUCAGUCGGAACCACAUUCGCGGGCAACGCACCGAUUGAUGCGAUGUUCAGAGGUAGCUCGUCUGUGGCCAUACAGACUGGUAUCGAUGAUGAUGAUCAUCUUGAGGAGGCACGAGUGUUUCGAGUGACUCCUAAGGUCGCGAAAGGACCACCGUCUGCGUACAGUAAUGCGUCUGUUCAAACUCACAACGAACCGGAAGUGGAAAUCAAAGAACACUGGACGACUCCUCAAUAUAACGACGUUGUUCCAACAUCAGACUUGAGUUAUCAUCCUACUGAGGAUUCGAGUCACUUUGUUUUGGAUCAUAAUCGAAAUUAUACCGCAACAACUGACACCUCUUCGAGAAACGAAACUCUGCCCUUAACAAACAAGAAUAGCGAUUUUAUCAAGAAAGACAUCAUUUGCGUGCCAUAUUCGAUGGAGAAGGUUCCUUUUUCAACGAUUUCCGAUCAUCAAUCGUCAGAACAGAACGAACUAGUCUUUCGAGCGAGUCCGCGAUGUGAAAAUUAUUUCUCGCCUAAACCGACGAUUAGAGAUAAUCAAUCGCCAAUGUAUUCGACUUAUAUCCCAUACGUUAAGUCUAAUAAAGAUCCGUUCGAGGAUCAGACGCCAAGUGUGUCGCAUGAGAUCAACAAGGAAGAUUUCCUGUGUACGAGUGACGGCGCUUUGCCAGAGGAACAGAAUAUUCAAAAUCAGGAUAUCAGUGCGGACACUGGCGUCGUUACACGGUAUACCUGUGCGAUCGCGACUGUUGAAUCUGAGGAUAUUCCAGCGACACGCGUCGACGGAACUAGACCGGAAUCUGGAAUGUCACCAUCUGGAAUAUCCUCCUCCUCAUCACCCUCACAGCUCUGGCCGUAUCCCAAAUCAACCAAUAGCGAGACCGCUACGGCCGAAGACGAAAUACGUCGACACAACUUGCUACAACAGAGCUUGGUCCGACAAUUGCAAAACGAGCGAGUGAUACUGAACGAUUAUCAUGCACCUGUCAUCAAUCAGUCUAGAAAUUUUAAUCAGCCUAGUUUUCAUCAAUCUAACAGUUUUAACCAAUCUCUGAGAUUCCAACCGGUUGAAGUACCGAAAAGCCCGGAACCACCAAAAAGACCGGAACUGCCGAAAAAACCGGAACCACCGAAAAGAUCAGAACUAUCGAGGAAGUUGGAACCUUCGAGAAAGUUGGAACCUUUGAGAAAGUUGGAACCGUCGAGGAAGUUGGAACCGUCGAGAAAAUUGGAACCACCAAGGAAAUUGGAGACAUCAAGAAGGUUGGAGCCUCCAGCGAUUGUCACUGGUUUGCUAUCAGUAGCACCAUCCCCUGGAUUCAGCGCGAAGAAUCGGAUUACCGCUCUCAGAGAACAAUAUGAGCAACCGGGCAGUCAAUCGAAAUCCAUGCAAAAGGAACGUUCGCCAAUCCCGAACGGCACGAGCGGCGCGAUGGAUUCCAGCGACGAGUAUCUUGUGUCUUGCACCAACAGACCGUCCAGAUCCAUCGUCCUGUCGAAGUCUGAAUCAUGGCAUCAGCUGGCACUCUCGAAGAGCCAUCACGCUUCAUCGCGUCCAGUACAGAGCAACUUACCGCCGCAAUCUCUCGCUGGCACCGGGUCUUAUCGUCCCAAACCACCCAAGCCAAAGUCACCAUCGUCCUUUAAGAUGAAAAAACAAUACGAGGCAUCCUCGUCCUUGGACAGCGUAAAAAAGAUGGAGGAUAAAAUACGCAGGUAUUUCGAUAAUCCAGCAAACGAUGGUGCCACGGAGACGAAGGAUUCCAAGGGUAGACGUUUUUCGUCGCGCGACUCGGUAAAAAAAGGUCUUGUUGGUCUAUCCAGAAGUCGCACUAUGCCAGGAAUAUACGAAGAAAACUUACGUCUGACCAUCCCGGCAGUGCCACAGAUUUCUGUGGCGAGCCUCAAUACUGCUGACGUGGACAAAGUGUUUGAUGACAUCUUCGAAGAGGCCACCAGGACUGAUGACCACUUCUGAUCGAUUGAUCCUCAUCGUCGUAAGAUGUCGGCGUAAUGUUCACUUGGGAGACUUGGUGACGGUAAAAGUGAUGUCCGUUCGGGAUUUUUGCGAGUAAUUUUUCGAGAACCGACAAUAUUUCGUGCUGUGUUGAACACCGUGAUAAGAAUAACGAUUCUACGAUCAUCAUUAAUCUCAUUACAAAUAUGCAACAUAAUUGAUUAAUAACAUGGAUCGUUAAAUUGUGA